ACUCAUCCUUCCACAUCGCAGUUCCUGGAUAUCAACCAGCUCCGAGGCCGAGCCGCACAGCUCUUCAUCUUCUCUUCCGUUGAUCUAAAGAUUCCCGCUGGACUUUUAUUGAUUGUCGAUAUAUUUGAACGAAUUGAAUAAUGUCGGUUUCCGCUCGUGUUGCAUCAAGCACAAAAGUGCUCAAAAAUCUAGUCUCAACAGUGCAACAGCUCUACCCCGCCGCUCUGGCCGACAAGACAUGGGACAACACCGGACUCCUACUAGACUCGCCUCCGACGGAGACGACGACGGUCGGGCAGACAGCGCGCGUGCUGCUGACUAUUGAUUUGACCACGGCCGUCGUCGACGAGGCGUUGCAGAAACAGGCGCUUUUGGUCGUUGCCUACCAUCCGAUCAUCUUCCGCCCGCUGAAAUCCCUGUCCCUGGCCAACACCCAGCAACGCUCGCUCAUCCGUCUCGCGCAGGCAGGAAUCAGCGUGUACUCGCCGCACACGGCCGUCGACGCGCAGGUCGGCGGGAUGAACGACUGGCUUGCGCGUGUUGCUACGGGUGUCGACGAAAGCGCGGCGCUGGAGUCGGCGGUGAUUGAGCCGAAUGAGAGUGUGCCGGAGACUGGGUUUGGCAGACUUGUUCGGGUUUCGGACGAGGCGCUCACGCUGCUGAAGAUAAUUGAGAAUGUGAAGAGCGGGUUGGGUCUGAAGCACGUCCAAGUAGCUAUCGCCGACCGCCACAAAAACAUCGACACCGCGACCAUCAAAAGCAUAGCCAUCUGCGCUGGCUCCGGUGGUUCAGUCCUGGGGAAGACCGACGCCGAUCUCUGGUUCACCGGCGAAUUGAGCCACCAUGAGGUUCUUGCGAUCAAAGAGCGGGGAAUCAGUGCUAUUAUCUGUGGGCAUACUAAUACCGAGAGGGGAUAUCUUAGCAGCGUGUUUGCGCCGAGCUUGUUGAGCAAGAUUGCGGAUAAUAAGGAAGAGCUUGGGUCUGCACAUUACGAGGGCUAUGAUAUCGAUGUGGUCGUGAGUGAGCAGGACAGAGAUCCUUUAACUGUCUUCUGAUUUAGUUAUGUACGGUACUAUGUAAAUUGAUAAUCAAUCA
Messenger RNA from Myxozyma melibiosi, 1095 nucleotides. Its product is annotated as GTP cyclohydrolase 1 type 2/Nif3. NCBI's taxonomy places the organism in Eukaryota, Fungi, Ascomycota, Lipomycetes, Lipomycetales, Lipomycetaceae. The record is from RefSeq and is a predicted model, not a curated record. Gene Ontology annotation, cellular component: cytoplasm; mitochondrion. The transcript is spliced from 5 exons. The coding region runs from base 141 to 1055 and encodes 304 amino acids.